GCGGGAGACAGGACAGUGGGGAAUUGGGCGGCAAUUCGCUGACCUAAUUAGGAGCCCAGGAGACGCGACUCCCGGGCUGGCACUCUACGCGACCCUGAGAGAGCGACACGACUCAACAGUCAAUGCCCCCCCGUAGCAGCGCGACGGAGCCUGUGCCUCUGUGUUUGAUGAGUUCAAGCUGAAAAGUGCCCACCUUUUUGCCCACCUAAAACGAGACAAGACAGGACUGCGUUGCCAUCCAGUGACCAGAAUUAAAAAAGGUCGAAGCGCUGUCCAUUCAAAACAAACAAAUCUCUGUUUCCUUCUUAGCGCCUUUCCUGUUGCCCUUCCCUUCUUUUUCCCACCAUCACCGCCCAACCAUUUUCCACUUUCUCACCACCACCACCAUCACCAACUACGCACAGCAGGCGCCGACUCUGCUUUUCUCUCUCUCUCUCUCUCUCACACACACACUCACUCUCUCUCUCGCUUCUCUGGAUUCAACUGUUUUAUCUUAUUUUGAAACACAGACUCAAAAUGUCUGUCGUCACGCUUCUCGGCGUCAAUGUGGCCAACAACCCCGCCAAGUUCACCGACAAGUACCUUUUUGAGAUCACAUUCGAGUGCCUGGAGCCACUUGAGAAGGACCUCGAGUGGAAGCUCACCUACGUCGGCUCCGCCCAAAGCGACUCCCACGACCAGGAGCUCGACUCCCUCCUCGUCGGCCCCAUCCCCGUGGGCGUCAACAAGUUCGCCUUUGAGGCCAACCCCCCCGACACCAAGCUCAUCCCCGACGACGAGCUCCUCGGCGUCACCGUCAUCCUCCUCACCUGCGCCUACGACGGCCGCGAGUUCGUCCGUGUUGGUUACUAUGUCAACAACGAGUACGAGUCCGAAGAGCUCCAGAACGACCCCCCUGCCAAGCCCAUCAUCGAGAAGAUCAAGCGCAACGUGUUGGCUGAGAAGCCACGUGUGACUAGGUUCAACAUUAAGUGGGACUCCGAGGCUACUGCUCCUGCCGAGUUCCCUCCUGAGCAGCCUGAGGCCGAUUUGGUUGCUGAUGAGGAGGAGUAUGGUGCUGAGGAGCUUGCCGAGGAGGAGGCUGAGCUAGCGGAGGAGGCUGCUGCCGUUGGCGAGGCUACUGGUGCUGAUAAGGAUGCUGCCAUGGAAGGCGUUGAGGGCGAGAACGGUGCUGUUGACGAGGAAGAGCUCUCCGACGACGGCAGUGUCGACAUCGAGGGAGAGAGUGAAGACGACCUCGAGGACGAAGAGCUCGACGGCGACGCGAUGGAAACUGAUGAGAUGGAGGUCGACAAGCCUGCCGUUCCUGCCGCUGGCGCCCCUUCUGGCGCCCCAGCCCCCCAGGCUGAUGCCAUGGUGCACUGAACCGCCCCUUGAAGGGUUGGGAGUGCGAAGGAAAUAUAAAGCAGGAAUAUGAUGUGACGGAUAAUGACUGGGGUUAGAGCGCCUGGGAUAUGUGUUUGUCAUUUUUGCAAGCGGGACUGCGGGAGGUUUGGAGGCAUUUCGGAAUUCAUACCCUAGACGUUCUGCUGCUGUUGAAUUGAUCACAUCGGCUGGCGAUGGUUUCUGUCGCAUUCACGUUUAAUUUCUGUCU
Messenger RNA from Podospora bellae-mahoneyi, 1594 nucleotides. RefSeq names its product Histone chaperone asf1 (gene ASF1). The record is from RefSeq and is a predicted model, not a curated record. The transcript has 3 exons. Gene Ontology annotation, biological process: nucleosome assembly; DNA replication-dependent chromatin assembly; nucleosome disassembly. Gene Ontology annotation, molecular function: histone binding. Bases 517 to 1365 code for a protein of 282 amino acids. Gene Ontology annotation, cellular component: chromatin; nucleus. Lineage: Eukaryota; Fungi; Ascomycota; Sordariomycetes; Sordariales; Podosporaceae.